Arabidopsis thaliana (thale cress) is the source of this 2869-nucleotide messenger RNA. Its product is annotated as filament-like protein (DUF869). The transcript has 5 exons. The record is from RefSeq and is marked reviewed. The coding region runs from base 571 to 2685 and encodes 704 amino acids. Lineage: Eukaryota; Viridiplantae; Streptophyta; Magnoliopsida; Brassicales; Brassicaceae.
GGCAAAAGUAAAUUAACAAAGAAAGAAGCUACAAGCAAAUGUCAUUGUCAUUAGGUAGCACUAAAUGUCUUGUGGACAUCAUUAAACUCCUUAAUUACUUUGCAAAUAUUAGUCUAAUUGUUUUUCUCCCUGUCAUUCACGGGCAGAUAUUAGUCUAAACCAUCCAAAAUUGAUGGUUAAGUGUUUAAAUUGUAAUUAUCAAUGGGGAGAAAUUGUUUUCAUGAUGGAUGAUGGUAAAAAUUAUGAAAGCAAAGAGUUAAAGCAGUUUCUUCAUAAAAACUUUGUAUAUUAAUUUUAGAGUACAGAACACAUUGUUAACACCUCUAGUUACUUUAAUGUUUUAUUUAAGAGUUGAAACGUAAACAAUUAAUAUCAGUGUCACAUAGUCACUUGAUGCCUCUCUCUACCUUAUUUACUUGUAAAGAUUCAUCUCUCUUCUUUAAUUUUCCUCUUCUUGUUCUCUUUUGUUGGUUUUGUUAAAUACUUCUUUUGUUGCAGAGAUUACUCAGAGUCUCAGAUACUUGUUCAACCUUAAAACUAUAUACGACUAUAAGACAUCUUACAGAGUCAAUGGAAACAAACCAGUGGCGGUCGAGGAAAAAGAUAGAAUCAGCUGCAGAAACACUCCAAGUUUCUUCUAGAAGAGGCAGAGGACAGGCACGUAUGGUUCCUCCUGUAAGUGGAGUUAGAUCCGAGAGAGCUCGAAAAAGUCUAAGUGAGAAGCUAGAGACUGUAGCUUUAAACUCUCCUAAGAAAGAUGCUCGUGUGAGUCUUUAUGGCGAGAAAAGUGUAGUAGAUGAGAUUUUCCUAGAAGAUGAAGAAAUGGGUCAUGAAACUGGUUUGAAGAAUGGAGAGUCGUCGCCUUUUUGUGGUGUAUCGGACAAGCUUCUGCAGCGAAUCGAGCUUCUUGGGAGAGACCAUGAGGCAACGAGACUUGAUAACAACAAGUUCAGGUCAAUCGAAUCUAUGAAAAAGAGACAAGAAGAAUCGGCAUGUGAUGAUCUAGUUGAUAUGAAGACAAAGAUUCAAACGUUAGCUGCGGAGAACACUCAGCUUAAGAAGUCUCUUGUGGCGAAAGAAGAGCUUGCGGUAAGUCUUCAAGAGCGUAAAUUUCAGGUGGAAUCAGAAUUCGAAGCGUUAAUGACUAGAUUAGAUUCAACGGAGAAAGAAAACGCAUUCUUGAGAUAUGAGUAUACUGUUCUUGAGAAAGAUCUUCAGGUAAAAACAGAGGAAACAGAGCAUACUCGCAGGUCUAUGGAGCUAACGCAUAAGCAGCAACUUAGGAAUGUGAACAAGAUUGUUGAGCUUGAAGCUGAAUGCCAAAGGUUAAGACUUCUCUUUCGAAAGAAGUUUCCAGAGAAGUCUAUAUCUAUGAGGAAUGAAGGUGAAGAAAAGAAGAUGGAGAUGAGAAGACGAAACGCUAAUAAGAGCGAUAUGAUGAUGAGAGAUGAAGUUCAGAGCAGGAAGCUGAAGUAUGAUCUUUUGAUGGAGCAGAUUGGGAAUGUUAGGGCAGAGAACAAGAAUCUAAUGGACAUAAUUAUGAAGAAAAACAUUGAGAUCAAAGAUCUUAGCCGCGGGCAGAAACCGUUAGAGGCUUCGAGUUUCGAUAUUCAAAGCGAAAGUAGUGUGAUGAGCCCCUGUGGUUCCAAGGAGAUGAAGUUACUGAUGGAUGAUUUUAAUGAGAUGGAGAAGUUAGCCAUUGUGUGUACUGAGAAAGAUCCAAGAGUGGAUGAUGAGAAGGAAGGAUCUUUUGAUUGGAUUCAAGUUGUUUUGAGCGCUAUAACGAAGCAAGAGAGGAUAUCGAAACGCGGUGUUAAAGAACUCUUACAAGACAUUAAGAUUGCUUUAGGAUGUAUGGAUGAAAAUGAUAAUGUAGAAAGAAAGAAAGGUGAAGAAGAUCCUCUCUGCAUCACAUGGAAAUCUAAUAACGAAUCGGGUCCAAUGACUAAGGAUGAGAUCAAGAGACAUUUGGGUUUGACGAAAUCAGAUAAGGUGGAGAAGAUUGAAUCUGAUGAAAAGCAAGAACUGAGAAAGAAGCUUGAGGAAUCAGUGGAGAAGAUCAGAAACUUAGAAGCAGAGAUGAAAACAUUGAGAGAGAAUAAGGAAAAGGUAGAGGCAGAGAUGGAAACGGAGAAAUCGAUGAAGGAAGAUCUUGAUACAAAGCUGAACAUAACAAGAGCUAACCUCAACGAGACACAGAAGAAGUUGUCUUCUCUUGAAGUAGAAUUUGAUUACAGAAAGAGCUGUUGUGAAGAACUCGAAGGGACUUGCAUCGAGCUUCAGCUUCAGCUAGAAAGUGUUGAAACAAAGAAACCGACGCAGAGAAACAAAAACGGGUGGGAUAUAGCAACAGCUUCUGUGAAGUUAUCAGAGUGUCAAGAAACGAUUACCAGUUUACGGAAGCAACUAAGAGCGUUAUCUACAACAGAAACAAGCAGCACCAUUAAAUUUCUACACAAAAGAUCUUCUCUCCGGGAAAAUAUAGCAGAGGAUGAUACUAACAGAGUUGCUCAAGAUGAUGAUGGUAACCGUUACAACGCUUUGAUCGUGUACGAACCAGUGAAGGCGAGAGGUGAGAAGAUGGAGAUGGUACCGAGAAAGAAGCAAGGAUUAGGGUUCUUGAAAAAACUGUUGUUCAGGAGGAAAAGAGUGAGCAGCAAGAAAUGUCUUGCCUUGACUAUGUGAUGAAGAAAACUAAACUAAAAAGGCUUGUGUGUGUGUAAUGAGUGAACAGUGAAAACUGCUUUUGGGUAUGUUUGAUGUGUCUACUCUAUGAGAUGUGAUGAGUUUAGACUCUUAUUUGAUCUAAUAAACUAAAAUAAAAGGAAUGUGUUCAAUCCACGUUAACCCGGAAUGUGAAAAAACCAAA